Molecule: messenger RNA, 783 nt
Organism: Penicillium subrubescens
Lineage: Eukaryota; Fungi; Ascomycota; Eurotiomycetes; Eurotiales; Aspergillaceae
Product: translin family protein
Exons: 2
Coding region: 1-783 (260 amino acids)
Cellular component (GO): nucleus; cytoplasm
Molecular function (GO): RNA binding; sequence-specific DNA binding; RNA endonuclease activity
Source: RefSeq, a predicted model, not a curated record
AUGGGUACAAAGCGCUCCUGGGAAGGGCAAGCUGUCAUCAAAAUGGACUCUACAGAGUCAGCGAGUUCGACCCUCUCAAUCUUCGAGAACUUCCGUGACGAACUCGAUGAGCAUCAUGACCGCCGUGAGCGCAUCAUCAAGGCUAGUCGCGACAUCACCGCGCUCAGCAAGAAAAUAAUCUUCGCUUUACAGCGCGUCCGCACUACAAACCAACCCAUCCCACCCAAUAUCACAAAAGAGAACGACACCCGUCUCGAACAGAUCCACAAGCACUUUGCCUCUAUUGUCGCCGACCUCAUCGGUAUCAAGUCCUGGCGUUACCAGCGCCAAAUCAGUGGCGGUGUCCAAGAGUUCAUCGAGGCGAUCUCAUUCGACCACUACCUCCGAACCGAGACAUUGAUCACCCAUGCCGAAGUCGCAUCCCGGUUGCCCGGAAUCUUGGUGACGGAGGAAGAUUACUUGAUGGGCAUUUUCGAUCUUACGGGUGAAAUGAUGCGAUUUGCUGUGACGGCUCUGAGCUCAGGGAAGGUGACACCUACGGACGCUGCCAAAGCCGGUGUCCUCGUUGAUCUUCGUGUUAUUCGUGCACGAUGCGAGGCGCUGAGUGUUUCGGGGCGGCACCGCGCAUUCAUGUAUAAGGACCUUUCUAAGAAGAAGGAGGUUAUGCAGAACAGUGUUGAAAAGGUGGAGCGUGCUGCUUACGGUAUUCUGGUGCGUGGUAGCGAGCGGCCGAGUGGAUGGACUCCGGAUUUGUCGGGGCCGGUGGAAGUUGAGAUUCAUUGA